This is a messenger RNA of Populus euphratica (Euphrates poplar), 698 nucleotides long. RefSeq lists its product as uncharacterized. The transcript has 2 exons. Gene Ontology annotation, cellular component: cytochrome b6f complex. The coding region runs from base 16 to 507 and encodes 163 amino acids. Lineage: Eukaryota; Viridiplantae; Streptophyta; Magnoliopsida; Malpighiales; Salicaceae. The record is from RefSeq and is a predicted model, not a curated record.
UAUCUCAUCUCAUUUAUGUGUCAGCCAAUCAUAUCAUUUCUCACCUUAUCCAAUAUCAUCCCUUUACAAAAACUUUCUUCUGUGCCUUCCUCUUCUUGUUUGCAAGCUUUUCCAAUCCAGGAUACAGACAUGGCAACAACAGCCACUGCCUUUACUCCUGCAACAAUCACUGGUGCAGUCGUGGAUUUUGGCAGCAAGAUCCCCAAGAGAACGAGCAAGGUGGUUUACCUGGGGGGCAUGAAUUCAUAUGGGGGUCUUAAAGCCCAUAACAGUGUGCUUUCUCUGAACAUGCCUGUGUCCACUGAGCAAUGCUUUGCAAAGGUGAUUAGCUCAUUGAGAGCAGCAUCAAAUGGGAAAGGAGGAGAUGGAGGCGCACUCUCCUCUAAAUGCGGCGAUGUGGGUGAGAUAUUCAGGAUUGCUGCAAUCAUGAAUGGCCUUGUUUUGGUUGGGGUUGCUGUUGGGUUUGUACUCCUCCGAGUUGAAGCGUGGUAUGAGGAAAAUGAGUGAGUCUUCUGUUUAGUUAACUAGCAAAAGAAUCAUGUUCGGCUAGAGUCGCUAGACAUUGGUUGAUUUGUCAAUCUUUUACAUGUAGUGUAUAACUAAAUAUAUUUGCUUCAAAACUUCUGGCAUACCUUGAUUUAGAUGUGAAUCAAUGCCAUCCUUUACCCGAGAAAAAAAGAUGAUCAAUUACCCAGUAA